ACCUUGCAAUAAUUAAUUUCAAGAUGGCCGGUGUUCUGAAAAAGACUACAGGUCUUGUGGGUCUUGCAGUUGAAGCACGCCCCCAUGAGAAACUAAGAAUUCUAUACACUAAAUGUUUAGCAGCAUUGCAACAAUUGCCACAGACCAGUGUAUACAGGCAAAACACAGAACAGAUUGUCAAUGACAGGUUUAGUCUUGUUAAGUCGACAAAUGAUAUCGAACAGCUGGAGAAAAAAAUUGAUGGCCAGAUAGAAGAAGUAAUUCUGGAAGCCCAUGCUGAACUCAGUUUAGCUCGUAAGAUGGCCGACUGGAGAUCAUGGGAACCACUGGUUGGUGAAGCUCCACCUGGUCAGUGGGAAUGGCCAUGAACAUCAUCUUUAGUUCACAGAAUAUUGAUCUGAAAUAUUAGAUAUAUUUAAAAUGUGUUUGAAUUCUAAAAUGUACUUGCAGUGAAUGGUUGAUCAACUGAAUAUAAUAAUGGCACAUGUAGUACUGUAGAGUUGCUGGAAAAUAUGCUCCCGUAAUUGUUAAUGGUUGAAUCUUCUUACCAUACAUUGUAGGCAAAAUUUAAAAGUUUCUACUGCUUUUAUUAGGUUGAUGGUGUUAAUAGUAUUAUGUGAUGGUGUUCCCUAUAUGAAUUUUAAGUACAUAUUAAGCAUGAUGUGUCAACCAUUGACGUUUUCUUUGCUUGGGAGUGAAAAAGAAUAGCUGCAAAUAAAACAUUGUGUCAGUUUGUUUGAAA
Messenger RNA from Saccoglossus kowalevskii, 742 nucleotides. RefSeq names its product NADH dehydrogenase [ubiquinone] 1 alpha subcomplex subunit 5-like. Gene Ontology annotation, biological process: respiratory electron transport chain. Gene Ontology annotation, cellular component: respiratory chain complex I. The record is from RefSeq and is a predicted model, not a curated record. Lineage: Eukaryota; Metazoa; Hemichordata; Enteropneusta; Harrimaniidae.